Epinephelus moara (kelp grouper) is the source of this 8261-nucleotide messenger RNA. RefSeq names its product mgat4 family member C (gene mgat4c). Gene Ontology annotation, biological process: protein N-linked glycosylation. Lineage: Eukaryota; Metazoa; Chordata; Actinopteri; Perciformes; Serranidae. Bases 923 to 2356 code for a protein of 477 amino acids. Gene Ontology annotation, molecular function: acetylglucosaminyltransferase activity. The record is from RefSeq and is a predicted model, not a curated record. The transcript is spliced from 8 exons.
UCGGCUUGUAUUUUAAAUAGGAUGCACUUUGUCUUGUGAUGACAGGUGAAUCCAGGGAUCUGACCGUCCGUGCCACGCAUGCACCGCUGGAGCGCACGAAUCCAGUCGCACCGCCCUCCUGUCCGCCUGCUGCUGCCGGGAGGAGCGGAGGAGAGAGCAGACCGGAGCGCAGCAUCAACACUCACGGUACCGUCGGGAUGUGGCAGCGGUCUCGACAGCUAGAAAUGCCCCGUGAAAAUCUCAAAGUUUGUCUCCUGUGAGAGCGGAAGACAAAGAAGACAGAUAAAGGCGCGCAGAGACACAGAGACAGAGACAGAGGGAGAGACACAUCGCGCGGAGCUGCAUCAGCCGCCGCAGAAAUUUCCAGCGGUGCCUUCCCCGCCUGCUGCCCGGCUCUGUCGCUCCUGAUCGAGGAGCGCGUCGGAGCCGGUGUCCGAGCCGAUCUAACGGUCAGGAGACGAGAAGGAGGGACAGAGGAGGCAGCCCACUCCUCCAGACAUCCUCCCCUCUGCGUCUGGACCCCCGCAGUGUCCGCCGAUGUGGAGCUGACACAGUGGAGCGAGUCCGGACGUAUGAAGCCAAAGUUCCUACAGAUCUCAAAGGAAUGCAGCGAGACACAUUAUUAAUGUCAAGCCUGGAAGACCCCUGCCACUUUGAUGUGUGAGCACACCCACCAAUAAUGGCCCAUAGGAUACGCAGUGGAAAUACAGCCGAGGCAGACGUGUUCAUGUUCCCCGUUCAGGUCAACCUGCAGACUCUCUCCCACAAACACAUCUGACUUUUACAAGAAACAUAAUAACCUCCAGCUCACUGUGACGUCAAGGAUUGAUGGGCAAAAGAUUUCCAGCUGAGAGCCAUUUCAAAACCCCGAGGCGCUACUGGUGGUGUGAAAUAACCAGAUCCCAGUGAGAGCCUGUACAGCAUGAGGCUGGUGUGGAAAUCCCUGGACAAGAUGAGGUGUCUGAGGAAACGCUCCACCAUCCCCUUCCUCGGCUUCCUCAUCACCUUCCUCCUCUUCCUCAACCUCUACAUUGAAGAUGGCUACGUGCUGGAAGGUGAUAAAAGGCAGCUUCGGGAAACAUCGGUCCACCCUUCCAGCUCAGAGCGAUACGUUCACACCUUCAGAGACCUGAGUAAUUUCUCUGGAACCAUUAACGUCACCUAUCGUUAUCUGGCUGGUACCCCACUGAACCGCAAGAAGUAUCUCACCAUUGGACUGUCAUCAGUCAAAAGAAAAAGAGGGAACUACCUUCUGGAGACGAUCAAAUCCAUCUUUGAUCAGUCCAGUUACGAGGAGCUCAAAGAGAUUGUGGUCGUGGUCCACCUGGCAGACUUUGACCUGGUCUGGUGUGAGAACCUGGUGCAGGAAAUCACCAGGAAGUUUGCCCACCACAUCAUAGCUGGACGCCUCCUGGUGAUCCAGGCUCCAGAGGAGUACUAUCCAUCUCUGGACGGCUUAAAAAGGAACUACAACGACCCGGAGGACCGGGUCCGUUUCCGCUCCAAGCAGAACGUGGACUACGCUUUCCUCCUCAACUUCUGCACCAACCUCUCCCACUUCUACAUGAUGUUGGAGGACGAUGUGCGCUGCUCCAGGAACUUCCUGACGGCGCUGAAGAAGGUGAUCACCUCCAGAGAAGGUUCCUACUGGGUGAUGCUGGAGUUCUCCAAGCUGGGCUACAUCGGGAAGCUGUACCACUCCAGAGACCUGCCACGACUGGCUCAUUUCCUCCUCAUGUUCUACCAGGAAAUGCCCUGCGACUGGCUCCUCAUCCACUUCAGGGGUCUGCUGGCCCAGAAGGACGUGAUCCGCUUCAAGCCCUCGCUGUUCCAGCACAUGGGCUACUACUCCUCCUACAAAGGAGCGGAGAACAAGCUGAAGGACGACGACUUUGAGGAAGACUCCAUAGACAUUCCUGACAACCCUCCUGCCAGCCUUUACACAAACAUCAACGUCUUUGAGAACUAUGACGCCACCAAGGCUUACAGCACUGUUGAUGAAUAUUUCUGGGGGAAGCCUCCGUCCACAGGAGACUUCUUUGUCAUAGUCUUUAAUAAAUCUACCAAAAUUAGUAAAAUCAAGAUUGCCACUGGCUCUGACGACCGUCAGAAUGACAUUCUUCACCACGGAGCUCUGGAGGUAGGAGAGAAACUAGUUGGGACUAAAAAAGGGAAACAGUGUUCCUCCUAUAUCACUUUAGGGGAGUUUAAAAAUGGCAACAUAGAGGUUCAAGACGUAGACCACAAAAUUGCCUUUGACAUUGAGUGUGUUCGCAUCGUGGUGACGGCCAGUCAGAAAGAAUGGCUCAUUAUUAGGAGUAUAAGUUUAUGGACUACACAACCCCCCAGCCAAUAAGGACUACACACAAAGACUCUUAGUGUGUCAUAGAGGCAAAUGUUUUUAUUAUUACUAUUAUUUAGUAAUGUAUGUAUUUCAGGUUUAUUUAUUCAUUUUGUAUGUAUUUAUUGAUACUCAUUUUGAUUGCCAAAUCAAUCUAUAGUUUUUAUACCUGCAAGUUGUAACCUUAGUGGAGCAUCUUCCCAGUCAGUCAUUCUAAAGGACUGUUCAGCUGACCUCAGAGUAUUCAUGAACAUAUGUUUUAUUAAAUGUUCCAUAAGCUUUUAUUUAUUUCAGAUUUUGAUCCUUAACACAGGGCUGGGCGAUGAUUCAGCGUUUGGUAUUAUAACAAUAUAAUCAUAUUGUGUUGUGAUUUUACAGAGGUUUUCUGUCAAGGAUGAGGCUCACAAUAUUAUCAACCCAUUCUCAUUCGUGGAGCGUCAAAAACUGAUGCUUUGUCACGGCACUCAGCUUGCAAUAUCAAUGCAGCCUUUGGCGUCUUUAUGAGACACACUGGGCUUUCAUCUAACUCCAAUGUAAACCCGUCUAUAACAGCGCUGAGAGCAACUGAUGUAGGAUAAAAAUGGACAAAGUCCACGUAGGGUGAGUUUCAGGGGAAGUAGAUGGAUCAAACAAAGCUGAACUUUUAUCAAUCCACUCAGUGCUACUCAAAGUCAACGAUGCUUCCUUAGUAGGACAGGUCCUUCCAAAAUGGGUCCUACAUAGGCUAGACAAGACUCCUUUCUAGCAUUCAAUCAACACACAUUAGAACAGGCUAGUAGGUGCCCAGGUGUGUGUCAGUGAAGAGGCCCCACCUUCAGUACUAGCAAAUUGUGUGCAAAGAAGUCACGCCAACUGAGAAUACACACAUGCAUCCUUGAACAUUCUUUGAAGGAAGGACUCGGUCAUUGGUAGAAUGUGAAGGAUCCUUGACACUGGAACAGUACUUCAACGGGAUUCGAUGACAUAGCCUCCUUGAAAUUCAGCCGUUUGAAGUUCCUUUCCUGACUUUGAGAAGCAGUGCGGUUUGUGUCUGGUGUGAAACCAAAAGUCAGUGUUGUCAGUUGGUUCAUGCUUGUUUUUUGGGUGACAACAAAUACCUGUAAGGACAGAACAAAGCACACAGGUAAUUAAUGCCAUCUUGCUGCUGUUUACUUCUGUUGUGCAACCCCCUCCAUUGAUGACAUAUCCUUGAUGACAAUGGUUCUGCUCAAAAAUGUUGGAGACACAGGCUGGUUCACAGGAUAGCACAGAGGUUCCAAGAGUCUUGAACAAAACUGGUUCGAGAAUCAUAGCUAAUUUGGUGGAAACGGUGUAAUAGAGAUAAUAAAGGGUUCCCUGUGCAUCAAUAUGAGACCCCAGGGGCAUGACAAAGCACUGGAUAUUUGACAACCUGAGAAUUAGAAUGGGUUGAUAUUCUUUAUUUUUCUCACAGUCAACAAAUCCAAUGAAAAGACCAACAAUGAAUUGAUCCCACAAACAGGUCUGUCGCCAGAGCCUGAUAUAUCUUAUUCCUCUGUGCCAUUGAGCUCCAUUGUUGCCCAAAAACUAUUAAAAGCAGUGAGCCAUAUGGUUUCAUUGGAUGUUACUUCAUUUCAAUAAACUUAGGCACUGUAGUUCAUUUUGAGUUGAGCCCACACACACCGUCCUGCUGCUGUAAAUACUCACCAGAGCACCAAAUGAGUAUUAAUCCGCAGCUGAAAAUAGUUUUCAGUAGGAGUGAAUGGACUUGGGGCUGAGAGCCACAGACUGGGUGGGGAAGUCAGAGACUACUGAGAGAUGGACUAACACAUUUUGGUUUUGUUCUUUUCAUGUGGUUUGUUGACAGUAACAAAAAUAUAGAAUCACACCAGCCUCAUCCUUUAAUGGUUCCAAUGAAAAUGGAAAGUUAGUUAAAGCUGGGGUAGGCAUAAAUCUGGAAGAUGAUAAAAAAGGUAAAAUUUGGAAAUAAACCCUCCUCCUCCUGCAGCUUUUUCCUCUCCUCUGUCCUUAGCCCCUCACUCGGCCCCUCCUUGACCUUCUCUCAUGGUUCAUCAGACCACAGGUGAGCCGAGAAUAAGCUGCUAACCACCCCGCCAUCUCUCUGGCCUGAUCCCCGCCACUGCAGACUCCUUUCCUGGGAGAAGAGCAGGAGGCAGUCUGACAGACGGACCUUCAGUCAGCAGCAUAGCGACUUAAAUUCCAACCCUGUCUCACUUUGAAGUCGUCAAAAACUGGUGCUUGAUCAAUGACCUCCGGUGUCAAAUACCGAUGAAAGAGCAGUCCUUUCACGUCGGCAUGAUAUGCCGUCAGUCGCUGUUCUUCUGUAAUGGUGCCCAGCGGCAUCAGCUGGAAAUGCAGUGGGAAAAAAAUACAUCAGUAGGCAGUGUUGUUCAUACGUAGUGCUUUUUUUUUUUUUAAAGAGACUGUAUGCAAAGUGUACAUUUCCUGUGAAAACAGAAGUGUAUUUUAAAAACAGACAAUGCAUGUAACAGGCUGAAGUUGACACGGCGUCCCAGAACAUUAACAACCAACACACCCAGGGUACCUUGGACGUCAUAUAUGGACGUGGAAAGUUCAUGACCAAACGUGGACAUGUGACGAGGUCAGAAUGAGAAUGUGUUGCAAAUUCUGUCAGCACAAACCCCCCAGCACCGGGCAUCACAGCUGUCUGGUCACAGCAGUGUCAGGUCUAUCCUGUGUAAGGGCAGCAACAGAAAGUUUGCUGAUCCUGCAGGGAGUUGGGGCAGAGCGCUGCACUGGCUGGAUUCAGGUUGCUGCAGCUGCUUUCUAGGGGUCUGUGUCCAGAGCUGCUGCCUGCUCUCCUCCUGGCGAGGCAGUCUGUAGCAGCAGGGAGUGAGGCAGAGCAGACUGUGCUCUGAGGCUCUAGCUAACAUGAGCUACAUUUACAUGAACAUGAGCUCCAGUUAGCGGAAGGCUAAACUAUUUUUUCUCCAUCUCUGGAACACUUCGCUGUCAGACUCUCCUUUUGAAGUCCAUUUUCCUUUUUUGGGUUGCUUUGCAGUGCAGUUAGUUGUUGCCAGUGUUGGAACUUUCUCUGCAGGAUUCUCCGCCAUUAAACCAGACGUUCACCAUCUGAAGGGACGUUAACACACAUCUGCAUUUAUAGAACAGUCAGUAGGAACGCCCCCUCUCUGAAAUGCUAUUGGACAAAGUCUGUCUUCUAAAAUAAAGAAAAGCAUCCUCUAAAACCUGGAAGUGCCUACCCCAGCUUUGAGAAGGUUUUGGUAUAUCAGUAAAACAUGUUUCAUUGCAAAGAGCAUCAGUUUUAUCAUUUUAAAAUCAUGACGCAUCAGUUUUAUUGUAUCCAUAUGAUGACACUGAUUCAUCCAUAUAUCGCCCAUCCCUGCAGUACCUUGACAACAUGAGUCAGUAGUGGGUGAUGCAACAAACCAAUCAUUUAUGAAUGUUUUUGAAGGCUCUUCAGAAAGGUGCUUCAUGUGAGGAAUGAAGACAGAUCUCACUCAGAGAACAGCAACCGUCCAAUUAAAGCUACUCUGUCUUCGUCAGUUUUUCAUGACUGAUAUUAAGCCUGAGAGUGUAGCCCUGGGAUUUCUCUCUGAGAAUGUCCCCGUUUGGCCCUUAAUUAUUUUCCUCCUUGAAAACCCACCAGGAAAGUAUCAGAGGUCAUUGUUGCCUUGAAUAUUCAUCGUGCCGCGCCUAACUUUUUCAGUUUCAAAAGAUUCCUACCAGUUUAAUCAUCUUUCUCAUUGUGUUUUGAGGCGGGCGUUUGAGUGGGCUGAGCUCUUUUACUGGCACUGUGUGUUCCGUCAGGGCCGCUGACAGGAGAACAAUGUUUGUUUUCACCCAUCUUCUCCAAGAGCUGAGAUUAGAUUGCACAGUGAAGAAUGGGCCAGGUCUGCUCUUAGGUCUCUCUUUUUUUUUUUGCACCACAGCACAAUUUUCCCCCAGUAAAUUGGUCUGUGUUUGCUUCACUCUCUACACCAGCAAAACAACAUCUCCCCUGAAGCUAUAGGAUCUCAAUUCACUCUUUCCCCAAUGUUGCGCUCUCACAACUCCAAUGUUUCUGCUCCUACAUGGUUGCCUCUCUGUGAUCUUUGCUCUCAUUUCAUGCAGUCUGCUGCUUUGGGGAAACUUGCUUGGUUUUCCUUUGAAGAUCCUUUUUCGAAUUCCCCACCUCUCUUUAUGUUGUUUAACGGCAAACAUUUGCAAGAAUUAACGCUGCACAUGUUUAACACAUCGUCACCAUGAUGCUCAGAGCAGCUCAGAGCCACGCUUUGAAAAUAACCUUGUCAUUUUCCAUGUUCAUGUAAUUAUAACCUGUCUGUGAGCAGCGUUCAGUGACAGAUGAGUUUGUACAUCGAAAUGGCAUCAAGAAAUCACUCAACAAUGCAAUAAAGAGGUAAAUGUUUACAUAGAAGUGACGUUCUUUAGGAACAUGAGGUGGAAGCAGAUCGUCAUUAAGCAUGCUGCGACUGUUGUAAAGCUUUGUUCCACUGUUGCGAUAGCCACCUGUUCCCUGUUUUCCCUCAAGGUCUUGUUCAGUGUCACAGAUCGAGACCUUUCGCAGAUUGGCUUGUACCAACACCUUGAAAUCCUUCCUCAGCAAAUCCCCCAUGUGCUGUCCCAAAUGAAAUUAGAAUGCCCACCGCCGCCACCACAAUAUAGCUUAUUGUUUUUCCUCAGCAUUUCCCUCGGAAAGUCGCUAUUCAUUUUGGUGAAUGAUUCCGUGACCCGCGUGGAUCAGCUCCUCAGAGGGGAUCCUGUUUGAAUGGAUGCUGCUCGGAAACACAAUCUACAUUGUGCUGCGCGUGUGGUAUUCUUUAUGACGCACACCGUGGUGCCAGUUCAGCCUCGUAUUACCUGCUUAUGAGCUAUAAACACAUGAUGUCACCGCAGGGCAGUUAGCUGUUUUACAAGUGUAAUGGAUGGCUUUGAUACGCCUCGUGCCCAAGAAGAGCAAUCGUGUUGUGGGGCUGAUAUUUCUGGAGGAGAAAUUGCUGUCUGAUCUUUAUUUGAAAUAAGAUGCCAGACAAAACUAGCUGCACACUGCAGAUUUAUGGACAGAUUUACAUCUUGGGGAUAACAACAAAAGCUGCAUAAAUUCCUCAACUGGAUGUCAGCAAACUGCUGCGCGCAGCAUUCUUCUGCUAUUGGCAGCAUGUUUGGAAACCACAAUCCAUACUCUGGCCUUGAGUGAACAGUUAUACUGUACAUUUCACUUGAUACUAAAAGGAUGUUCUCUGCUCUUGUUGAGUCCUUACAGCUAAUAAAUGGCCAUCUUCGCUGUCCAUUUGUCAAGAAUUACACUAACUGCAGAUCUCUGCAAGGAAAAAGGCCAGGGGUUUGUGAAUCACUUGCAGGCAGGUAACUGUCUGAGUUUGUUUAAUUAUAUGGAGCUCCAAGCAAGUGAUGAAUGUGAAUAUGGUGUGUGGAUCCUGAGUUAUUUGAGCUGUCUUCCAGUGGAGCAUGUACAAAGUGCAUGAACAAAAAGAAUUUUUCAGUGGUUAAAACAACUCCUUUUAUACGUCAGGAUCUAUGAAUUAUUGUGCAGCUUCUGCUAAUGAAAUUGUACUGGGUUUGUACGUAGAAGCCUACCGAUACUACCUUACAACAGGUUCGGAGUUCACAUGUGCUGUAUAUUGUUCAGUGGAGCGAGUGUGUUAAGAUGUUGUUCCUGUGUCUGUUUUACUUUCCAUCGUUCUCUAAAUGGUACUGUAUUGUAAGAUGACAUAUAUUUUUUUACACGUAUCAUUUCAAAUGUUGUACUGUAUAUAUUGUAUUUAAAAUGAAAUUAGAUUAAACGAAUGAAUGCCGACUGUGUGGUGCAUUGACUGCAGAGACGGAGGGGAGUGUGAGGGAGCUCAAGAGGGCGCAAAAUAUUGAAUAUGUGUCUGCAGUGUCGAGGCUUGAAUAUUGGUUUGAACGCCUUGGGGAAACAAAGCACUAUUUACACGGCCUU